ACAGAGAGAGAGAUGGGGACGUUGAUUUGAAUAAUAAUGUUAGUUACUAAAAGCAAACCAUCCUAAUCUGCCGACAGAAACAAAGAGUCCAAAACCAACUCAUAAACAUCACCACCACACACGCACAUACACACACACACACACUAUUACUGCUAUACACAUUCAUAUUUCACACUUCCCCAAUUAUUGUCUCAUUUCCUCUCUCCCUCUCUUCUUCCCUUUGCUGGUGCUUCCACUCCCCAUGGAUUACCAACAGGAGACCGCGUCGGUUAACUACAAAUGUGAGCAAGACGACUGUUCUAAUCUUGAGGCCGAGUUUUCUUCCACUAUUGACGACAUUCUCUAUUCUUCACAGGCUAUGACAAUGGAUGUUGAUGUAAGCUUGGAGUGGCUAUCAGCAUUUGUGGAAGAAUGUUUAUCAACCAAAGGAAGCACCCUCCCUCUUCCACCACCCUCACAACUAUCCACACAGCUCAACAAUCCACCUACAAAACCAAGUUCACUUUCUCAACUUGUGCCUACUUCUUCCAACUCGCAGUUCGCCCAUUUUCCUGCAGUCCCCGGCAAGGCCAGGAGCAAGAGAAGACGACGAACGCCCUCCAAAAUGAGCGUUCUCCCUCUCAUUAGUCGACGUCUCCGUCAACUGAACCUGCUGCAGAACAAACAUUCCUUACAAUUGACCACCUCUACAGACCCCCUUCUGUUGCAACAGACCUAUUGGUUGGCCGAUAGUGAGCUCUUACUUCCGCCUAAGGCUCGAGGAGGAGAAAGAGAGAAGACGGUAGACAUGGGUCAGAUAGAAACAACAGUUGAGAAUAGUAUGAAGAAACAGCAGCAACAGGGUGCAGGGAGUGGGAGGAGAUGCAGCCAUUGUCAAGCACAGAGGACUCCACAGUGGAGAAGUGGACCAUUGGGACCCAAGACAUUAUGCAAUGCAUGUGGAGUAAGAUACAAAAAGUCAGGAAGAUUAUUACCAGAGUAUAGACCAGCCAACAGCCCUACUUUUGUGAGCUUAUUGCAUUCAAAUUCCCACAAGAGAGUUAUGGAGAUGAGAAUGAUGAAUGCCUCUUCUUCUACUUCUACUUCUACUACUACCUUUCCCUCCUCUUCGUAAAACCGACUACCGACGCACCAAACCCGCAGUUGCAAGACAAUUUGGUUCUCCAAUGUAAACUACCCUUUCUUUUCAAAUUAGAGUAUUUCAGCUCCUCAUUCAGCUCUCGUGCACACAUGAACCGUCCUUGUGACCAUUUCUAGUAUGAUAGACUGAUUACUACUUGGAGUAUUGAAUAAUUACAUUUAUUUACAUUAUUUAUUCA
Cucumis sativus (cucumber) is the source of this 1319-nucleotide messenger RNA. RefSeq names its product GATA transcription factor 9. The coding region runs from base 242 to 1114 and encodes 290 amino acids. Gene Ontology annotation, molecular function: sequence-specific DNA binding; zinc ion binding. Lineage: Eukaryota; Viridiplantae; Streptophyta; Magnoliopsida; Cucurbitales; Cucurbitaceae. Gene Ontology annotation, biological process: regulation of DNA-templated transcription. The transcript is spliced from 2 exons. The record is from RefSeq and is a predicted model, not a curated record.